AUGAAGUUGACUUCUCUGCUGCUGGGCUGCUCGUCGGCUCUGCUAGCUUCUGCUUGUGGCAACCACGGUGACGACAAGGAAUGGACCAAGGCUGAGCUGGAUGAGCUGGAGGCCAAAUGGGGCUUUGAGUGGGGUUCUAUAGGUUUCACGGGCAUCGGCACGUUUGCUCAUCUCAAGCACGCAAAGUGCUUGACCACCCCACAAGAACUCUACGACAUCGCCAUCAUCGGCGCCCCUUUUGACACAGCCGUGAGCUACAGACCAGGCGCUCGCUUCGGUCCCCGCGCGAUUCGCCAGGCAUCCAGCAGACAGACGUCCUUCCGUGGCUUCAACCCCCGUGCCAACAUCAACCCGUACGCCAACUGGGCCACCAUUAUCGAUUGUGGCGACAUCCCCGUGACGCCCAUGGACAACGUCAUUGCUCUCGACCAGAUGAGCACCGCCUUCAGGGAGCUGGGACAGAGGAAGCCCGUCUCCUCGUCUCUGAGCAAGCCCAAGCUGAUCACCCUUGGCGGCGAUCACAGCCUGGCGCUGCCCGCGCUGAGAGCGUUGAAGGAGACUUACGGCCAGCUCCGCGUGUUGCACUUUGACGCGCACCUGGACACCUGGCACCCGGAAAAGUACCCCUCCUACUGGACGUCGACCCAGUUCAACCACGGCUCCAUGUUCUGGAUGGCCGGCAACGAGGGCCUCCUGUCCAACACCACGUCCGCCCCCUCCGUCCACGCGGGCCUGCGCACCCGUCUGUCCGGCACGGACUUUUCCGACCACGAGGACGACACGGCGCAGAACUGGGUGCGCAUCGCCGCCGACGACAUUGAUGAGAUCGGCACGGCCGGCAUCGUCAAGACCAUCAUGGAGACGUUGGGGACGGAGGACCCCGUGUACCUGUCGAUCGACAUCGACGUACUGGAUCCCGCGUUUGCCCCCGGCACCGGUACUCCUGAGCCUGGUGGCUGGACGACCCGCGAGCUGAUCCGUAUCCUGAGAGGUAUCGAGGGUCUGAACCUCGUUGGUGCCGAUGUUGUUGAGGUCUCGCCUGCGUACCAGAACGCUGGCGAGGAGACGGCGCUGGCGGCGGCGCAGGUCGUGUAUGAAGUGCUGAGCUCCAUGGUGAAGAAGGGGCUGGAGGGGAUGGGCAAAGAGGGCAAGGCCGCUGCUGCUAUCGAGGCCGAGGUGAAGGAUGAGUUGUAA
Colletotrichum gloeosporioides is the source of this 1194-nucleotide messenger RNA. RefSeq names its product Guanidinobutyrase. Lineage: Eukaryota; Fungi; Ascomycota; Sordariomycetes; Glomerellales; Glomerellaceae. The record is from RefSeq and is a predicted model, not a curated record. The transcript has 4 exons. Gene Ontology annotation, molecular function: agmatinase activity; metal ion binding. Bases 1 to 1194 code for a protein of 397 amino acids.